GCGGGGCGCCUCUGGAGCUUCUCCAUCUUUCCGGACCAGGACGCGGCUGCCGGGGAGAGGAGGGCGCAGGACGCGGCGAUGGCUCCGUGGGGACUCCCGGGGUCCGCUGUGCUCUCUGCUGCGAUGUUCUUGGGAGGCGCCAUGAGUUCGCCGCUGGUGGCCCCGGACAACACUGGCAGCCGCACGUUACAAUCCCGAGCAGAGACGACUCCAUCAUCACCCACCAACAAUGCUGGGAAUGGGCACCCGGAAUAUAUCGCUUAUGUGCUUGUCCCUGUGUUCUUCAUCAUGGGUCUCCUUGGUGUCCUCAUCUGCCACUUGCUUAAGAAGAAAGGCUAUCGGUGUACGACAGAGGCUGAACAGGAAGUUGAAGAGGAAAAGGUGGAAAAGAUAGAGUUGAAUGACAGUAUAAAUGAAAAUAGUGACACCGUUGGGCAAAUUGUCCACUACAUCAUGAAGAAUGAAGCAAAUGCAGAUAUUUUGAAAGCCAUGGUAGCUGAUAACAGCAUCGGCGAAGUUGAAAGGUGAGUGUCUCUUUUCCUACAGAUGGAGACAAGUUUUC
Messenger RNA from Cricetulus griseus (Chinese hamster), 562 nucleotides. NCBI's taxonomy places the organism in Eukaryota, Metazoa, Chordata, Mammalia, Rodentia, Cricetidae. The record is from RefSeq and is a predicted model, not a curated record.